Messenger RNA from Lipotes vexillifer (Yangtze River dolphin), 4565 nucleotides. It is a transcript of the gene FMN2, whose product is annotated as formin 2. Gene Ontology annotation, biological process: actin nucleation; cortical actin cytoskeleton organization. The record is from RefSeq and is a predicted model, not a curated record. Gene Ontology annotation, molecular function: microtubule binding; actin filament binding. The transcript is spliced from 21 exons. NCBI's taxonomy places the organism in Eukaryota, Metazoa, Chordata, Mammalia, Artiodactyla, Lipotidae. Gene Ontology annotation, cellular component: cytoplasm; actin filament; cytoskeleton. The coding region runs from base 1 to 3969 and encodes 1322 amino acids.
AUGGGAAACCAGGACGCGAAGCCGAAGAGGAGUGCGGGCGAUGCCCCGCACGGAGGCGGCGGCGGCGGCAGCGAGGACGCCGCCGGGCUCCGCGAGGCCGAGGGCACAAAGAAGGCGGGCGGGGGCAAGAAGGCGCCGGGCCGGCACGGCAAGGGGGGCGGCGGUGGGGAGCCGGGCAGGAAGAAGAGCCGGUCGGAUCCCAGGGCCUCGGUCUUUUCCAACCUGCGCAUUCGGAAGACCCUGUCCAAGGGCAGAGGUGCUGGCGGCUCCCGUGAGGAUGUGCUGGACCCCCAGGCCCUGCAGGCCGGCGAGCUGGACAGCGCCCACUCCCUGGUCACCAAAAUCCCGGACCUCAGCCUCUCGGCCGACGAGACGGGCCUGUCCGAUACGGAGUGUGCCGACCCUUCCGAGGUGACGCGCCCCCGGCGUCCUGGCUCCGCCGGGGUCGGGAGCCCGGCGGUGGCCGAGGAUUCGGAGACUGCGGCGGGGGUGCAGGAUGGACAAAGGACCAGCUCGGGCUCAGACACAGACCUCUACAGCUUUCACUCGGCCGCGGAGCAGGAGGACUUGCUCUCGGACAUCGAGCAGGCGAUCCGUCUCCAGCAGAUGCGGCAGCAGCAGCAGCCCCCGAGGCCCGAGUCGCCCCCGGCGUCGCCCCCCUCCCCCGCCCACCCUUCCGGGGCCCUGCCGGGCCUGGACCGACCCCCGCCGGGCCCAGGCGCCGAGGCGGCGCCGUCCGCGCGCCCCGACCGGGCCCCGGCUGCAGACCGGCCCGCGGCCGCCGCCUUGCCGUCUCCCGGGUCGGCUCCCGGGGAGCGAGGGGCCGCGGACACGGACGAGGAAGGCGAGGAGGACGCUUUCGAGGACGCGCCCAGAGGCUCUCCGGGGGCGGAGUGGGGCCCGGCGGCGGGAGAGGCCCCGCGCAGGCCGGGGGCGACGCGCGAGGAGGGCGCGCCGAGGCCCAGCGUCCCCGCGGCCGCCUCCCCGCGCCGCAGCCCGGCGCGCAGCCCGCGCUGUUCCCGGGCCCGCCCGCUCCUGGCGCCCUGCUACGUCAGGACCACCACCCGGCAGCUCAGCUCGCCCGGGCCCUCCCCGGCCCCGUCCCCCAGCCAGAGCCCCCGGGUCCAGAGACGGCCGGAGUCCUCCCUGGACUGGGGGUCCGGAGCCGCCGCGGCCCCCGCCGCCGCUGCCGCCGCCGCGGUCAGGAAGCCCCGCGCGGGCCGCAGCCGCUCGGCCGACUGGACCGCGGAGCUGGGCCGAGCGCCCGGGGCGGGGGUCUCGGCGCACCUGGCGCAGCGCGGGGCGGGCGCAGGUGAUACGGGAGGUGGGUCUUGUGUCACAGCCUCAUCUGAGCCGGGGGACCCGCCAGUGCACCCGCUUAACGACCGUGUCUCCCCUGCAGGGCGGACUCUGCUGGAGAAGCUGUUCAACAGGCAGGAGAACGGGCCUCCAGAAGAAGCAGAGAAGUUCUGCUCGCGGAUCAUAGCCAUGGGUCUCCUUCUUCCUUUCGGUGACUGCUUCAGGGAGCCGUGUGGUCAGGAUGCCCAGUCCAGCUCAGCUCCGUUUGAUCAAGAUCAACUUUACACCUGGGCUGCAGUUAGUCAACCUACACACUCACUGGAUUAUAUAGAAGGGCAGUUUCCCAGGAGAGUCCCAGCUGCUUGGCCACUGUCUAAACCUCCUGAUGAAGAACACAGGCCCAAGGAUGCUGAUACAGAGUCUCAAUCUGCUGUUUUAGAAACUCCGAAAAAAUUUUCAGAUGCUGCUCAGCAGGAAGUUUGUGACAUGAAAUCUGAGGGUCAGGCCAUUGUCAUUCAGCAGCUGGAGCAGACCAUUGAGGAUCUGAGGACCAAAAUAGCUGAGCUAGAGAAGCAGUACCUGGCCGCAGACCUGGAAGCGGCCACCUCUGGAGACACGUGUGUGCGAGCUCUCAGUUUGGGAGAAAAGGAAGUAGGACAUCAAAGGAUUUUACAGGCAAAGUCCAUCCAGACGUCCUCGACAGAGGAGGGUGGGACACUGACACAUCCUUCCAUGGGUGCCUUGCCUGAGGCCACGAGUGGAGACUCAGCCGGGCUGUCCUCACCUCCUGGACCUCAGAACAAGUUCUGCGCAGAGAUUUCUUUGGUUGUGUCUCCAAGGCGAAUAUCAGUUCAGCUCGAUGCACAUCCAUCCCUCCAGGCUCCACCACCCACGUCACCGCCCUGGUCUGACGGUCAAGGACAGGCGAGCUCACAGCCUUCCCAUCCUUCUUUUCACAUGGAGUUUGAAACCAGCCACGAGCACUCUGCUUUCCCCUCCUCUGAAAACAGCCAUGACAUCCCCACUGCACUGCCUUUGUCUCCCAAAUUCUCCCACCAGAUGCCUGGUCUGGGCACUGUGGCUCCUCCACGGACCCCACCCCAUGUCGUGCCUGAGCCCGCACUUCCCAGCCCACCGUGCCCCUCACCUCCUCCUCCGCCUGGUCCAGAGAUGCUGCCACCCUGUCCCCUACCUUUGCCUGCACCCCCUCUGCUUCCUGGAUCCGGCCUUGCUCUCCCACCACAAGCUGGGAGUAGCACUUCACCAACACUGCAGGCGUGUGGAUUUCUUCCUCCACCGUUGCCAGCUGGCUUGUUUGGGUUCGGGUUGAACCAGGACAAAGGGAGCAGGAAGCAGGCAAUAGAACCUUGUCGGCCGAUGAAGCCUCUGUAUUGGACGAGAAUUCAACUGCACAGUAAAAGAGACUCCAGUGCUUCACUUAUUUGGGAAAAAAUUGAAGAGCCAUCCAUAGAUUGUCAUGAAUUUGAAGAAUUAUUUUCUAAAACUACUGUAAAGGAAAGGAAGAAACCAAUUUCUGAUACCAUCACAAAGACCAAGGCUAAACAAGUUGUCAAGUUACUAAGCAACAAAAGGUCACAAGCAGUUGGAAUAUUGAUGUCUAGCCUUCACUUAGAUAUGAAAGAUAUACAACAUGCUGUGGUGAACUUGGACAAUUCUGUGGUUGACCUGGAGACCCUUCAAGCUCUCUAUGAGAAUAGAGCACAGUCAGAUGAACUGGAAAAAAUUGAAAAACAUGGCCGGUCCUCCAAAGACAAGGAAAACACCAAGUCUCUGGACAAACCUGAGCAGUUCCUUUACGAACUGUCACUAAUCCCCAACUUUUCAGAGCGAGUCUUUUGCAUCCUGUUUCAGUCCACAUUUUCAGAAAGCAUUUGCUCAAUUCGGCGCAAACUGGAGCUGCUACAGAAGUUGUGUGAGACAUUAAAAAAUGGCUCAGGGGUCAUGCAAGUUUUGGGUUUGGUUCUUGCCCUUGGCAACUACAUGAAUGGUGGAAAUAAGACUCGGGGACAGGCAGAUGGUUUCGGGUUAGACAUCCUCCCAAAGCUGAAAGACGUCAAAAGCAGUGACAAUAGCAGAAGCCUUUUGUCAUAUAUCGUAUCCUACUAUCUUCGCAAUUUUGAUGAGGAUGCUGGGAAGGAACAGUGUGUGUUUCCACUGCCCGAACCCCAGGACCUCUUUCAGGCCUCGCAGAUGAAGUUUGAAGACUUUCAAAAAGACCUCAGAAAACUCAAGAAAGACCUGAGAGCCUGUGAGGUUGAAGCGGGGAAAGUGUACCAGGUGUCCUCAAAAGAGCACAUCCAGCCAUUCAAAGAAAACAUGGAACAAUUUAUUAUUCAAGCUAAAAUUGACCAAGAAGCGGAGGAGAACUCACUGACAGAGACUCAUAAAUGCUUUUUGGAGACUACAGCCUAUUUCUUCAUGAGACCAAAAAUUGGAGAGAAGGAAGUGUCGCCAAAUGUUUUCUUCAGUAUCUGGCAUGAAUUCAGCUCCGACUUUAAAGACUUUUGGAAGAAAGAAAACAAACUUAUUCUACAAGAGAGAGUAAAAGAAGCUGAAGAGGUAUGUAGGCAGAAAAAGGGAAAAUCACUUUAUAAAAUAAAACCAAGACAUGACUCUGGAAUUAAAGCGAAAAUAAGCAUGAAAACCUGAACAAAGAAAAGCAGAAAGAAAAUGAGUCCCUGCAGCCACUUCCACAGAAUUCAGCCGACCUGAGGACAGGAAGGAAACUCAUCAUUUUGAUCACUUUUCUUCUUGGCCUCUUGCAUAAUCUUUGUGUUUUCCAGACAGUUCACUGAUUGUUGAAUUCUACUGUAUAUUAAAAAAAAAAAAAGAAAAAGCAGUAGGCCAGUGGAGAAUGUGACACCUUUUCUUUUUGUAAAAGUUUAUGGUAUUUUACCGAUAGACCAAAACAGCAUGUGUAAGAGGCAGUAUCUGCAUUAAUUCUGAACAUGCUAAACAGUAACCUUCAAUUUACUGAUGUGCAAAUAGCCCUGUCACAGUGAAACACGUUCCUUCCUACUGACGACCAGUACUCCACAUCACUGCAUUUAGAGUUAUGGUUAAAAUGUUAUUUCUAGUGAAUUGUUUGUAUCAGUUUCACGUCUACAUAUAAAUUUUCUAUUUUGAAAUUGAAGUACCAUUUAUAUAUGUCAUAGUCAAGGCUUUCCCAGCUCUUGGGUUGGUCUCUGUAACUAUAUAUUUGUGAAAGAAGAUUUUCAUUUUUUUACUCAUCAGAUAAUGAAUAG